This is a messenger RNA of Bursaphelenchus xylophilus (pine wood nematode), 3682 nucleotides long. NCBI's taxonomy places the organism in Eukaryota, Metazoa, Nematoda, Chromadorea, Rhabditida, Aphelenchoididae. The record is from the annotation of a GenBank genome assembly.
AUGCUCAACUGUGUGCUAAUUUUUAUUGGAUCAAUUCAAUUACUUAUAUGGAAUUGUGAUGGAGCGGUCUUUAUAAAGCGAUACAGGAGACAAUUGAUACCGUUGGAGCAUGUUCAGGUAAAAAAAACGGGUUUUUAUUGGGGUUUUGUUCGUAUCCUUACCAAUUUGAAAAUUUUUUUGGCAGACACGUUGCCCUGAUUACACUUUUCCUGUUUACUUUUUCUCAACAAAUCCGAUUUUCCAGGUCCAUUCAGUCCGUUCGAAUGUCACAGUUCUCGAGGAUACCGUGGUUACCCGAUCUUUGGAUUCGAUAUUAGAAUUUGACAAGGCUCCGUACAACUUGAGCUACUUUUCUCACCUUUCCUUAGCCUCCUUUGACUCGAAAGCCUCGUUUCUCCGGGUAAACGGCUCGUUUUCGGAUCUCGCCGUGUCCUUGUAUGGCGUGCAUUUACGCUGUUUGGCGGCGAAAAGUUCGCUGGAUCUCCGGAUGAAUCCAAAUGAGGGAGAUGAGUCCGAAAUGAGGGCGCAGUUCGCGGAUUCUGUUGAUUUUGGCGUCAGCGAUGAGAGAUUUAAUUUGGCGAUUUUCAAUGGAACCGCGGCUAGCCUGCGGGCAAGAACUGGAAGUGCUCGAAAUUCGAGGGUUUUGAGAUUUGGAUACGAAAAUUCAACCGAUGAAUUUAGAGUCAACUUUGUGGAUGAAACCGCGAAUGUGGAUGUUACAGUGCGAGGAGAGUUGGUACGUCGUCGUGGGCUGUGUUGAAAUGGAACUUUUAGUUGUAGAAUACGCCAUAUUUCGGUAUAUUUUCUUGAUGAUUUUUUCGGCAAAAAUUCAUGGAAUUAAAAAAACGAAGCAAACGUCAGUUUUGAAACUGGUACUUGGUCCUGUUUUUAUUUAUCUCCAAUUUCCAGAUCCACCUAACCUACGGCCAGAUAAUUGUCCAGGUUGACCGUCAUUUUCGGCGGUUAAUCCUCCUCUCUCCCUCACAUCGGAUCGAAUUUCACACGCUUGGCGCAACAUUUCAAGCAUCAAUCACACAAAAUUCCCUAAAUUUCGAUUUCCUAAAGGACCGGAUUCGAGUUGGAAUAUCAAACAACUCGCCAAACAUAUCUAUCAAUAUUCAAACCCCAUCAAAGUCGGAUUUGGACCGAUCUCAUGGAGUGGACAUCAAUUUCAACGGGGAGAGUAACAAUGUCGACCACCUGCAGUUGAUUGCAAAAGUUCUGCAACUUCAAUUACUAGCUGAUCCCAUGAUCUUGGCCAAUGCGAAUAAUUCGGUGCUAAGUUUGACGACAAACAAAACAGAGGUGAGUUCGGGACUUUUCAAUUAAAAAAAAAUCGAAACUUGAAAAAAAAUGAGAGCUUUCCACGGUAAAUAAUCUAUUAAUAGUUUGUUCAGAAAACCUUGCAAUUUCUGUUUUUUAUUUCAGGUAAAACUCUCAGCGACCAAUCAACUGGUCCAAAUUUCCGGCCAAACCCCGCUUCUUAUAACUACCACAGAAAAUGUGGCCAUGGUUAUCACUGGGCGGGGAAAUGGCACAAUCACCCCUCCACAUAUCCUGGAGCCUCAAGUGGAUUACGCUGGAUAUGAUUUGCAGAAUCUUAGUGAGUCUUACUGUAAUUUAUGGCGAAUUUCUUGUCUGGUUCUUAGGAUUUCGGGUAUUUUGGGGUAAAAUACCGACAUCAAAUUUUUGUAGAUUUAAAUCUGACUGCAAGAGCUUUGAUUAACAAUGAUAUUAGAAAAUUGAAAAUUUGAAUCUCUAAAUUCCCGCCACUAUGACAUUCUGUUUUAACGGUCGAAAUGAACUGAAAAAAAGCAAAAAUUGGUGCCAGCUUGUAAGGUACGGCAAAAAAUGUGAAAUAUGUUUGUGUGUUUGCCAUUUUGAGCCACCAAAUUUUCUUCAUACCUUAUUCAUUCCCUUUUUAUUCCUUUUUUUGUCAAAAGAGUUAAAUUUUUUUACAGCAAAAAUAAGCAUUUUUCUGUAAAAUACGGCCUGAUACCAUGUAAUGCUAGACUUUUUGUCGUCUAAAACACGAUUUCUUCUUCUGUUUUCUGCAUUUUCCCCAAUUUCUCUUAUAAUUUCCUCGUUUUUCAGCCAGUUUCUCCUCUCAGCAACAGGAUUCCCAUUGGUUGACGUCCAAACUGAAUCUCAAUGAACUUAUGAACCAGGAGAUCUCGAAUAUUGAAGACUUUCCCCCUGUUUUGGGGCAAAGUUUCCGUGGUGAAGGUGGGAAUAAUGUGCAUAACUCAGGUGAUGGUGCUGUGAAUGGCUUUCCUUUCGACGGUAAUUAAUUUUAACUAAACACCUCUAUACUUAGCCCGUAUUUUGACAAUGGUUUUUCUACUUUUUUGGACCGUUUUUAUUGACUUUUUAGGUGUUUUUAUGUAAAGUUAGGAUUCUCAUCGGUUUUUUCGAUAAUUUCCUUGAUCUUUUGCUAAAAUAUGCAAUGUUUAAUAAAGAAAUUUGCAAAAUACGCAGUUAUUUCAAAAAGGUACUUUAUCACAAAAUUUUAUGGGUUGAGAUUUUUUAGCCAACAAUAACUGGGCGGAUUGGACCUCUAAUCCCAACGGAUUCAUCGACUCGAACACGGAUUUACUUUUCCCCACCGAAAAUCCGAAGGAUACGUUUACAUUGUUUCCCUUCGAAGGGGUCGAAAAUUUGACCCCUGACAAUGACGACAGUCUGUUCAAUGAUAAUGGGGAGAAACUUCCGGAAUGGGGAGCAUGGCCUACCUACCGCCCUAUGGGAACAACUUUGGGACCGGAGGCUGCUGGAAUCACGGUAACGGGCCAACCGGAAUACGUUAGCGGAGAAGAGCCAAAAAAUUCGAGUGAAAGUGAAAAUGCGACAACUCAAGCGACUACUAGUGCUACUGGUGGUCCAAUGAUAACGCCUGAAGGUCAAAAUCAAAAUUCCGGACAAGAAGCAAAUCCGGAAAAUCCUCAAAAUCCAUUGGAUAAUGAAACUCAACCGUCCACAGCCCCUCUAGAGCCAAUAACGUCUGGCCCAUCCGACAACACUCCUCAAAAUCCAUCUGAAGCCCCAUAUCUACCAGAAUCGGAAACGGCCGAAACCGCGGCCGGAACCACCGUGUCCCCGAAUUUGGAAUUAACAACAGCACCAAUGCCUCCUAGCGGUCCUGCUGGGCAGCAGAAUGCGGAUAACGAUUUGUUUCCGACUCCGCCAAGUCUUGAAAAGUCUAUCGCCGAGACUGGAUUCCCAAUCCCGCCGAUGCCUGGAAAUGACUUGGCGCAGACUCAAAAUGCAGCCGCUCAAGGCGACGUAACACCUCAGAUGGAGAAGAAUAUCGAUACCGGCGAUGGUAAGAUCGUUUUCCCGCCUGGGCAUGGGUUUUUUCGAAAUUUGUGUUGGCAAGCUGCGCCCCAUGGCAAAAUUACUACCCUUGUUAGUUUCACGAAAAUUUUGAGCUGCACCCUGGCUUAUUUGGGAAAUGAAUAAGUGUAAAACACGGUGUAUUAUCGCGUUUGUAGAUGGCAAAAUAAGUAGAAGACAUUCCUUUUUAUAUGUUCUUUUUUCAGUUUCAAGCCGCGACCAGACCUACGACCGCAACGAGGAUACCUUUGCAAUUGCUCAUUUUGGUGAAGUCAGCACUCCAUUACCCGCGAUUUUGGCGACAAUUGUCAAUAUUACUUUCGUGUCACCGACGACUGUUGCCCCGUAG